Molecule: messenger RNA, 2018 nt
Organism: Oldenlandia corymbosa var. corymbosa
Lineage: Eukaryota; Viridiplantae; Streptophyta; Magnoliopsida; Gentianales; Rubiaceae
Source: the annotation of a GenBank genome assembly
AAGUAAGUGAAAUUACACGUCACAACUCAUAACCUUUCCAUCCCCAAUACCAUUUCCCACCACCGUUUGACCAUUUCUAUAAAUACCAAUCCUCUGAGAAACAAAACCCCAAAAAAGCAGCACGAAAACCACUUCACUUUGAUAUGGAUCUCACUUUCAUCACUUCACUACUUAUAGCCUAUCUCAUAAUCCAUAUCCUCUUCAACUACAUCAAAUCCUCCAAAAAUAAGCCAUUCCCACCUGGACCAAAUCCAUGGCCAAUCUUAGGCAAUCUCCCACACUUGGGGACAAAACCACACCAUUCCUUGGCCUCCAUGGCCAAGAAAUAUGGCCCAUUAAUGCACCUCCGGCUGGGAUACGUCCACGUGGUGGUGGCCGCCUCCGCCUCCGCCGCCGCCCAGUUCUUGAAAUCCCACGACUCCAAUUUCUCCAGCCGGCCGCCCAACUCCGGCGCCAAACAUAUUGCUUAUAAUUACCAGGACCUUGUUUUUGCGCCCUAUGGGCCCCGCUGGAGAUUGCUCAGGAAAAUUUGUUCCGUGCAUCUUUUUUCCAAUAAGGCUUUGGAUGAUUUCCAGAAAGUCCGGCAGGAAGAGGCGGGACUUCUCACUCGUGCAUUAGCAAGUGCAGGACAAGCGCCGGUGAACCUCGGCCAGCUAUUAGGAGUGUGCACCACAAACUCGUUGGGGCGAAUGAUGCUCGGGCGGCGGGUCUUCGGCGACGGUACCGGCGGAGGAGAUCCAAAGGCGGACGAGUUUAAGUCGAUGGUGGUGGAGCUGAUGGUGUUGGCCGGCGUUUUCAACUUGGGGGACUUUAUUCCGGUUCUUGAUCGCCUUGACUUGCAGGGCGUUGCUUCUAAGAUGAAGAAACUCCACGCGCGGUUCGAUGCGUUCUUGAACACUAUCCUGGAAGAGCACAAGAUCAAUGGCCAACGUGUACAGGAGGGACACGUGGACUUCUUGAGUACGUUGAUUUCGCUCAAGGAUAAUGUUGAUGGAGAGGGAGGCACUCUUACAGAUACAGAAAUCAAAGCAUUGCUUUUGGAUUUAUUUACAGCAGGGACAGACACAUCAUCCAGCACCGUGGAAUGGGCCAUUGCAGAACUCAUUCGCAACCCCAAAUUGUUAGCCCAAGCACAAAAAGAACUUGACGAUGUUGUUGGGCUGGGCCGGCUAGUAUCGGAAGGCGAUCUUGCUCGAUUGCCAUUCCUUCAAGCCAUCAUCAAGGAGACUUUCAGGCUUCAUCCUUCCACCCCACUCUCUCUUCCAAGAAUGGCGGCCGAGAGCUGUGAAAUCAACGGAUACUUCAUUCCUAAAGGUUCAACUCUCCUCGUUAACGUAUGGGCCAUUGCUCGUGAUCCGGAAAUGUGGGCCGAUCCAUUGGAGUUCCGUCCAGAACGAUUCUUGCCUGGCGGUGAGAAGCCCAGUGUUGAUAUAAAGGGUAACGAUUUUGAGGUUAUACCUUUUGGUGCUGGGCGUAGGAUUUGUGCUGGAAUGAGUAUGGGCCUUAGAGUUGUCCAGUUUCUGACUGCUACUCUGAUCCAUGCAUUUGAUUGGGAUUUACCGGAUGGUCAAACUAGAGAGAAACUGGACAUGGAGGAAGCUUAUGGUCUCACUUUACAGCGGGCCUCACCCUUAUUGGUCCACCCUAGGCCUAGACUUUCACCCCAUGUGUAUGAAACGGCCCAGACCUGAGAACGCUUAUUUGGAAUAUUGCUAGCUGUUUUGUAUUUCAAUACGUAUGUUUUUUAGUGUUCCUUCUGUCCUACUAGAUCGGAAGGAAUCCAAUUAUGCAAUAUUCUGUCUGUGUCUCAUAAUUAUUGUCCGGUUUAAAAUUUUACCUUAAAUAUAAAUUGAAUUAAAAAUAAAAAUUUAAAUUGGACUAUAAUUUUAGAACGAAGGGAGUUUUUAGAUGAUGCUUCAUUCAGUUACGUCAGAAGAAGAGUUUUUGCCCUAUGAUAGAAAUGACAUGUCACGAAUGAUCAUAGCUAAAGCUCCAGUAAUUGAAACUUUAUAAAAAGG